Mesorhabditis spiculigera is the source of this 3987-nucleotide messenger RNA. The record is from the annotation of a GenBank genome assembly. Lineage: Eukaryota; Metazoa; Nematoda; Chromadorea; Rhabditida; Rhabditidae.
AUGCCAUAUCGUCAACUGGUCGAUUUUGUGGGCGGUCACUUUGUCCUAAAUGAAGAAACGGUGUGCUUGGUGGGAACCGUCGGCAAGGUUGGCAGUGGGAAGAGCUUUCUUUCCACUUUCCUAUCACAAUACGCGUUGAAUGCUCCAGUAACCCGCCUCGAGGGAAGUUUCCGGGCUGGGGACGCCCCGGCGACAAAAGGCGUUCAAAUCCUUGAACCGCCUCUGCACCAUAUGACGAAGUCCGGGGAUCAGGUGGUGGUGUUUCUGCUGGAUACCCAGGCAGUCGAUACCGAGUCUGAAACCUGGAUUUCCGAUUGGAUUAUGACUUUUACAUUGCUGAUCUCCGAAGUGCUAAUUUUCAAUGUCAUCUCAACCCUGCCAACUGCCGAGGAACUGCGACAGAUCUCGAGAGCGCUUGAAGCGUCCGCGAGAUUCGUGCAGGGAGCCCCGAUCGAUAAUCUGCUAUUUGUAGUGCGUGAUGUUGAGUCACCUCACCUAGCCGCUGCGCCGUUCCUCGAAUCAAUUUGGGAGGCAUGCAAGGAGGAAAGCGAGAUGGCGGAGGUUUCUAACUUAAUCCGCGACAGAAUCGCUAAUAUCGAUUGUGCGUUCACAAGUACACCUUCAGAACUCGUCAAAAACGCCAGUCUCCGCAUCUGCUUCAAGGACCCAAUUGAUCAAAAAUUUCUCGACGAUCUUAUAGCCGUCAGAAAGCUGGUUCAAUGUUAUGCGAAGGCAUCAGCGCCCCUUAAAUUGGACCUGGAUUUUUGGAAGAGGCUACUGGAGGGGCUGGAGCCGACGCUGCUCGCACCCAAAUCACAGGCAUACUUAAUCACCAUUGAAGUAGCAGCGACAAACGUCCUUGAUAAAAUCGACCUUGACUUUAAGGGUAGCAGCAAAGAUCAGCUUGAACGAUUUUACCGGCAAAUUAAACAGGAAGUAGCCGGGAUACUAAGCUCUGAUGAUGCAAGACAUGAGGCGAUCAAAGGCGAAGUUGAAAAAAAACUGAAGGUUCUCUACAAAAACGAUUUGAAAAAGGUCAGUAAAAUGGAAGCGGAAGCAGCAGCGGAAGAACAAGCCCGGGCCGAUCGGCUAAGACGCGGAAAUGAGGCGGUGGACAAGUUGAGAAGCACUUCGGAAGCCUGGAUUUUUUGGCAAACUAAUAUCGAGCCGCACGUCACCAACGAUGCACAGGUCAUCCGCGGUCUGCAGGAACGCUUCAACGCACAUAUUCGCUACGAAAUACUGCCUGGAUAUAUCCGCGAAUUGCUCCAAAACCAAGUGUCGUACCUGGAGCAAAAGUUACAGACGCAGAUCCAAGUUUUGGACGAUAAGAAAUUUGUCGCCGGAAUCGUUGAUCAAGAAAUAUCAGCGAUAUCAAAGGGCCUAAAAGCACUUGAGCCUAUGUUUGUGUUGAGCGAAGCAGAUACCUGCGACAUUUCGUCGCAGUUCAAGCAAAAGAUCCAGAAAUCAGUGGAUCAAGCUGUAAACAAGCGCAAAUAUCAAUUAAACAAAGUGGAAACGGAUCUGACAAGCUCGACUAGGCAAUCGCGCAAACUCCCACAAGAUGCCUGUAUAGCGGAGGGUGGAACAACGUUUGUCCAACAACAAUUCGACUACGGGGUCAAAAAAUCUGGGUUCGUCAGGAAUAAUCGUGUAAAUUACGCUGACAAUGUUUCUGGCGUCGCCGCUUUGUCGCUCGAAACACCGGUCCAAAAGGCUCCCGGCGAGCAAAUGCUGGGACGUUCCUACCCCUCACGACCCGAACAAGACCCGUGGGAAAAUGAACCAAAACAGUUGUGGAAGCCGCCUGUAGAUACGGGAAGAAGCGAUGCUCGACCGGCUUCUAGACUUCAUCGAAGUUCUGGCAGCGUGCACUCAGUAGCACCACGGGGCAACGAAGAUCCAAGAAAAACUGCAAUGGUCGACGUCAACCCUACUGAAAAACGGUUUGGAUUGAAGUCUGAUAUCAUGCUAGGACAAGACUUCAAUGCAUUCUCGGAAGAAAUGCGAAAAAACGAAUCUGAUCGCAAAUCCAGUCUGGCAAACCCGGCAGCCUCAAAUUCGGUACAAAUAUUGAAAAAAGAGAAACAAUGGUGGAAAAAUGAGCGACCAGCGAUCGAUGCAAGCAGGACGCGGGAUAAUGGAAGCGGUGAUGGUCACCGAAGCGCUAAAGGAGAAGCUACUGGCUUUGGAGAAACGAUUCACGCAAAAACGGACAAUACUGAUUUGAAGUUCAGUUCGGGGCAACGCGUCUGGGAACAAGAAAAUGGGUCCAGCAACUAUUCAGUACGCCAGGAUACCGGAAAAGAAACUCUGGAAGAUUGUAAGAAAGAGAAUGCGCUAUUAGCUGCCAAAAUUGUCACUAUGGAAAAAGCCCACCAGGACCUGGACCGAAAGUACCUCAGCAGCUUCAUCGAAAUUCGUGAUUUGAAAGAAAAAUGCAAACAGGAUGAGGAGAUCCACGAAAAGCUGGAGGAAUUUCGUCGCGAGCUGCGGUUCAUCUUAAUGGAAAACCGAAAUUAUGGUCGAAUUUUGCAAGAAGUACGGCACGAGCUGCUGCAGAUAGCAAUUCAGCGAUGUCUUGACCAAGAUCUGGGGCAACGUGGGGACUCGAUCUAUGCUAAGCUUCACCAACAACGGCAACUGGUUGCAGCUCACACCUACACGAUCGCGACGGGGAAAAAGUUUGAGCCACAGAUGCUAGUGUUUAACAAUUUGGUGUCGAAAGCAUUAAACGAUCGACAUGGUCACUAUCGCCGCAUUGACGAAGAAUACAACAGUGCCUUGGAGAUGUUAAAAAGCAGAUUGUGCAAUGAAUCGAAAUUGUCACGAGUCGAAGCAAGGACGUUGAUUGCCCGCUUUCCCGAAUGGUUAAACAAAGGUGUCCUUCCGUUUUAUGUUGAACUGUCGGUGGAUCUCUCUUUCCAAGUCAAAGCCGAAGAAUUAUUAAGAACAAAUAGGCAAGAAAUGCCUUUCCGUGAAGAGGAAAGUGCUUCACAAAGAUACCGCGAGUUUCUUUCCAUCUAUAAUGAACUGGCAGCAAAUGAUUCUAGACUAUGUCGCUUCAGUUACAAUUUCUGCAAUGAUGAAUUGCAGCUAAUGGUGUUUGACUACCCUGAGAAAUAUCCAGUGGCUGUGGCGGCAAAGCUGUCACGCGACUUUUGUCAAAUGAUAUAUAAGGAUUGUUCGCGGAAGAUUCCGGGCGACCCAUACUCGAUGUGGGACCAGUUCUACUUUGCCUUCCUUCUUACAUGGGCGCAGAAGAUAGAAAACCUAUGGGGCUUAAUGAUGCAAAAACGGAGGAAUCAAGAUUCAAACUAUUAUGUGGAUCUGCUAAACUAUGUAACGUUUGACAUGCAAAGCACCAGUUACGAGUCUCGGAAAGAAGACCUCCUUGAAAACCUGCAAGAUUGCAAUUGCAUUCGCGACGAGUUGCUGCGCAUUGAAAUGGAAGGUUGCCUCGAUCGGGAUUCUGCGCGUCGCGGCGAAUCCAUCUAUCAGAAACUUCACGAGCAACGCGGGCACGUCGUAGCACAUAGCUACGAGCUUGCUACCGAUAUCACUUUCGUGGAAAUCGUAAAUGCGCUGCACGCCGAGUCGAUGCAUUGCCGUUCUGGCGCGAAAGCUUCGAUCGUCAUGUUUCAGAAAUGGUUGAUGGGCUGGCAAUUUCCGUUUUUCAUCGAACUUUCCGUAUGCUUCUCAUUGCAAAUUAACGCCGAAGAACUGCUACGGAAAUCUGGAAAGGCAAUGCCGUACGGCGAGGAGGUGGAAAAAGAACCGCCAAGAGGCUUGCAGUAUUUUUCGGAUAUGCUCAACUAUGUUACGAAGGAUAUGAGCAGUGAAACUGGCGAUCAAUGGAAAGCAAAGCUGAUUCCUAUUCUUAAACCUGUUAAAGGCCGACCGGAAUCUGUUAAAGACAUUAACAAGGCUGUAAAAGAUUUGCAGAAAUUUAUUCAGGAUUUGUAUGUGGCCCUAUCGCCUGGUUAU